AUGAAUGACCAUGUGUGUAGAAGGUUCCUUUUUGUAAGGAGUUGGUUUCCCGAUAAAUUAGACAAAAACAAAAAUUAUCAAUUUAUUAGUGAUGAACAUUUCAAAAAGUAUUGUACUAGUAAUAGGUGUAUUGGUGAUCUUGAAAAAAUUAAUGCUGGAUGUUUAUAUUUGUUUAAAGAAUUAUUUGGGAGUUUUGAUUUGUUUAAGUAUCAUAAUAACAUUAAUAUUGUUGAUUACAUUAUCAUAUGGUUAAGUUAUAUGUUAAAUCUAAAGGAACAAGCAGGAAAUAAGAGCAAUCUACAAUACUUUUAUAAAACAUAUAUAAAUAAUGAUAUGUAUACUAAUACUAUAGGCGGUGUUGAGGGGUAUACUAGUUACAAGGAUCUUAUAGAUAAAAAAUUUUAUUUUUUAAGUAUGGAUAAGAGUAUUAUAUCUAAAUUAUAUGAUGCAUUUAAAUUACUAUGUAAUAUGUAUACUGAGUUUGAUGCAACCAACCCAACAAAUAAGAAUUAUUUAGAUUGUGCUAAAAAAUUUGUUAAAAAAUAUCAAGAACUUAAUGGAAAUUCUAAUAUUACUGGAAACAGCUCAUAUAAUAAAUUAUUGUCUACACUAUCAAAUGAUUAUGAUAAUUUUAAAAAGAAAUGUAGUGGCGCUAAUUGUACAAAUCUUCCACCCCUUGCAACGAUAGAAGAAAUAAAAACUUCAGAACAAAGUUCUGCAUAUAAUCCUGCACAUAGUUCUGCACAAAUUCCUGCACAUAGUUCUUCACAAAGUUCUGAACAAUUUUCUGGACAUAUUUCGGAAGAUCCAUCAUCAAGUUCGUCGAUAGGAAACAAAUUAUUUACAGUUUUAUCGAUAUUUGGUGCAAUAGCGUUUUUUUUAGGAAUUUCUUAUAAGUAUUCGUUAUUUAGAUUUCGGAAACGAGCUCAAAAACAAUAUUUAAGAGAAAAAAUAAAAAAUAUAAAGAAGAGAAUGAAUCAUUAA
Messenger RNA from Plasmodium berghei ANKA, 984 nucleotides. RefSeq names its product BIR protein. Lineage: Eukaryota; Apicomplexa; Aconoidasida; Haemosporida; Plasmodiidae. The transcript is spliced from 3 exons. Bases 1 to 984 code for a protein of 327 amino acids. The record is from RefSeq and is a predicted model, not a curated record.